Clupea harengus (Atlantic herring) is the source of this 8076-nucleotide messenger RNA. RefSeq names its product titin-like (gene ttn.1). Gene Ontology annotation, biological process: protein phosphorylation. NCBI's taxonomy places the organism in Eukaryota, Metazoa, Chordata, Actinopteri, Clupeiformes, Clupeidae. Bases 3047 to 7357 code for a protein of 1436 amino acids. The transcript has 17 exons. The record is from RefSeq and is a predicted model, not a curated record. Gene Ontology annotation, molecular function: protein kinase activity; ATP binding; protein binding.
UUGAGACUUGGUUUGACUCUUAGAUUUUAGUUUGAAGCAUACAAGCCGACUUUGAAAUGGAACUGACCCUGAUGUGGUUUAGAUGAAAACAAUGAAAUGUUCUUGGUGUUUUUGGAUCAAUACACCUGUUGUGGUUUUUGCUUCCUUGAGUGAUCCAUAUGUAGGCAAGCUUGUUUCAAAUUGUGUUUCUGCUGUGCGUUCCUAGUUGGGUUAAUAUUCUGAUAAUGUUAGUAUGAUGUUAUUAAAGCAUGAUGUGACUAUAAUAGGAUGCCACAGACUUCGAUCUGACACUGCUGAGAGAAAAAAAAAGAUGAAAAGUAUUGUUUUCAUGAGCCAAUAUAAACCUUGCGACAUCUCAGUCACGAUGAGUAAUGGACAGAACUGAAUCCAAUUAAAAAUCAUUUGGAAUUAUCUGUUCCACUCACCAACCCUAAGAAUGUGACACUGCGGGACAUUUUUGGUGAUUAAGUGGAUAAUGCUGACCAUCCACUCAUUUUUGCAAUACUGAAAUGCUGGCUAUAUUAUGACCUUACAGUCUAUCUCACAUUCUUGAUUUCCAGAACCACCCCAAUUCACAAUGAAACUGCCAAGCACACAAUUUGUUAAGCUCCACGAGCCGCUACAUCUUGAAUGCAAAGUCAGUGGCACACCCUCUUUAAAAAUAAACGGUAACAAAUAUGACAACAAGAUCACUGAUUCUGGACACUACAGCACAUCAUUAGUUGACUUAGUAGCAGUCCUCGAAUUGAAGACUACACGAUUUGAGGACAGCAGAGAUUUUACUUGUGAAGUAUGGAAUGAUGCAGAAACUGCCAACUGCAGCAGCAACAUAGUUGUCAAAGGUCAGAAAUGAUUGUGACGCUGAAAUGAUGCUUUCAACUUUUAACUUGAUUUGGAUGACAUCAAGGCACUUUGACAUAACAAAUCCUUGAUGUAUCUCUGCAUCUCUCCUAUGUAUCUCUGCAUAGUGAAAAAUCAGACAAGGCUCUGAAUCCCUUAAUACUGGAUGUCUUGCGCAAUUCUGAUGUUAGAAUUUAGUCCUGAUGUUGGCAUCUGAGGUGUCGUUUUGCCAUUUUGAACCCAGCAUGAAACCAUCCCCUUUAAUGUUGGGCCUUAAAAGGUGGUUUAGCCUGCAUGGAGCACAUGGUAUGGGAAAAAUCAUGCUGUCUCUUCAUGUAAUGUAGGCAGGUUAAGACGGACAUUUACAUCAGAUUUUGUUUAGGGUGAAACCACAACACAUGGAAGCAUUGCCAGGCUCAAAAGUCUACUGUUAAUGUCAAAUGUCAACUGUUAAAAGAAGCGUCACAUUUACAUUGAAAUGGUCCAAGGAAACUAGAGAGCUACUACUUGGAAGGAGCUGUAAAAUAGCUUUAAGAGAGAACAGCAUUUUUGAAAUUGCUCAAAAUUGACCAGUCUCAUACAGCAGAGUACUUAUGCCAGAUAAGUAUUGAUACUGGAGAGAAAAGCUGUCAAGUCAACUUGGUGGUAAAAGAUCAGUGUGCAUGUCCUUCAUGCAGACAGUCUUCUUUGCUUGAUUGCAUUUUCAGACAGGCAAUUUUUCUCUUCCUCUUAGAACCUGCUCGUUUUGUGAAAAGACUGAAGGACAUUUAUAUUGAAAAGGGAAAACAUUUAAUUCUUGACUGCUCUUUUGUGGGAAGCCCAAAAAUGGUUGUCUCAUGGAUGAAGGAUGGCAAGCAUAUAUAUGCUUCCUACAGAUAUAAUACAAAAGUGACAGGGAACUCAUGCAUCUUGGAAAGCCUCUUUGAAAGCGAUCAUGAGACUUCUGGAACUUACUCUUGUGAAAUUAGUAAUGGUGCUACUGAUGCCUGUCAUGCUCAAAUCACGGUCCUAGGUUUGUUCCUUGCCUUCACUUUACAAUUUUCACAAUUCCAUAAUCCAUGACAUAUUGUUGAAUUGAAAUAACUGUACCUACCUUUGAUCUUAUUAAUACUUUAGAACCACCAUAUUUCAUUCAAACAUUGGCACCAAAUUAUGUCAAAGAAGGAGCUGCAGUUGCCAUUAGUUGUCACAUUGGCGGUAGACAGGAGAUAAAAGUAUCCUGGUUUAAAGGGAACAGCAAAGUGCAUGCCUCUGCCACCUGCAAAAUGGAGUAUUCUAGUGGCAUUGCUUAUUUGCAAAUAUCAAAAACAACUAAAUCUGACACUGGUGAAUAUACUUGCACAGCUGAAAACAGCAUAGGAUCAGCUUCUUGUAUCUGCUACAUACGUGAUAAAGGUGAUCUUAAUUUCUCUCUUUGGUUUCGUCUUAAAAAUCCUCUUGAGGUUCUUGAAAUACUAGCAUGAAAGACUGAAUUAAUUCAAAUCAUCAAGAAUAAUAUUGUUUCUCACAGACCCACCACACUUUGUGACAAAGAUGAAGGACCUUUGUAUUGUUGUGGGAAAGAAAUUGAGACUUGAAUGCACAUUCACUGGAAAUCCCAAGAUGUUUGUUACUUGGUGUAAAGAUGGAAGACCGCUGUAUGCCUCUGACAGAUAUGGCGCAAAAGUCACCAAGGACAUGUGUAUCUUGGAAUGUGUUCAUGAAAGCAACAAAGACACCAGUGGAAAAUAUUCUUGCGCAAUUAGCAAUUCUUGUGGAACAGAUGUUUGUUAUGCUGAAGUCACUGUCUUGGAAUUUAAACAUGAAGAUAGCAAAGACGUUCCUAGUGAUUAUUCUUGUGAUGUGCACGGUGUUGGUGGAGAUGAUCUCUAUCAAUCUCCUGUCACCACCUCCAGAGGUUUGUAUACAACACUUCAGGAAACAUUCAGUGUCAUUUUACUAUUUCUUCAUUUCCGGUUAUUGAGGCAUAGGCCUUGACCAUGUAGCAAAUCUCAACAAUUCUUGAAGAAGAUGAAAGGACAGUUCUUGGAAACUCUUUGGUCUUGACCAGUAUUGUAUCAUUGCAUAGGAAAGCAAGAUUCAUAUAUCCAAGUUUGAGCUGUCUUGGGCAGCAUAUCUCACAUAAAUACUUUUUUGGUUAUUAUUAUUUUUAGAACCUGGGCGCUUUGUCCGGAAGCAGGACACCUCAAAGCCUGCUCGCUUUGUGAUGAAGAUGGGAGACGUUUCUAUUCCAAUGCGCAAUAAGUUGAGGCUGGAAUGCAGAUUCACUGGAUCUCCUAAGCUGUUUGUCACUUGGUACAAGGAUGGCAAGCAACUCUACGCUUCAUACAGACACAACACAAAAGUCAUUGAGAACACCUGCAUCUUGGAAUGUCUUCAUGAGUGCAACAAAGACACUCCUGGAAGGUACUCCUGUGAAGUUCACAAUGCCUCUGGCACCGACAUCUGCCAUGCUCAAAUCAGCGUAGUGACAGAACCUGCUCGUUUUGUCACAAAACUGAAGGACAUCUCCAUCCCAAUGAAGCAGAAAUUGCAACUUGUGUGCACCUUUAAAGGAGCUCCAAAAAUGUUUGUUACUUGGUACAAAAAUGGAAAGCAACUAUAUGCCUCAUACAGAUAUAACACUAAAGUCACAGGAAACUCUUGCAUCGUGGAGUGUCUUCAUGAAUGCGACAAAGAUACUCCUGGAACAUAUGCCUGCGAAGUCAGCAAUGCUUAUGGAACAGAGAUCUGCUAUGCUGAUGUUUCUGUGAUAACAGAACCUGCUCGCUUUGUGAAGAAGCUGAAGGCCACCACCGUUGCUUUGGGACAUAAAUUAAGACUUGAGUGUGAAUUUAAGGGAGCCCCUAAAAUGUUUGUCACUUGGUAUAAGAAUGGCAAACAGCUGUAUGCCUCUUACAGAUACAAUACAAAGAUUACAGCUAAUACCUGCAUCAUGGAAUGUCUUCAUGACACCAAACCAGAUACUGCAGGCAUAUACUCAUGUGAAGUCAGCAAUUCCUAUGGAACUGAUAUAUGCCAAGCUGAGGUUGCUGUAGCAACAGAACCAGCUCAUUUUGUGACAAAGCUUAAGGACCAUACUAUCCCAAUGAGCAAGAAGUUGAUACUGGAGUGCACAUUUACUGGAGCCCCAAAAAUGUUUGUCACUUGGUACAAGGAAGGAAAACAAGUGUAUGCUUCAUACAGAUACAACACUAAAGUCACAAAGAACUCGUGCAUCUUGGAAUGUCUACAUCCCAGUAACCAAGAAACCAGUGGAAUUUACUCUUGUGAAGUUAGCAAUGCACAUGGAACAGAUAUCUGCCAUGCUCAGAUUGUUGCUGUAACAGAACCUCCUCAAUUGAUCACAAAGCUGAAGGACCUAUCCGUUCCAAUGAACAAGAAAUUAAGACUUGAGUGCACCUUCAUAGGAGCUCCAAAGAUGUUUAUCACAUGGUAUAAGGAUGGCAAACAAGUGUAUGCAUCCUAUAGAUAUAAUACAAAAGUCACCAAGAACUCCUGCAUCCUGGAAUGCCUUCAUGAGUGCAAUACGGAAACUACAGGAAGGUACUCCUGUGAAAUCACUAACAAAUAUGGAUCUGAUGUCUGCUAUGCUAAAGUCACUGCAGUGGCAGACCCAGCACGCUUUGUGACAAAGCUGAAGAACAUUUCCAUCCCAGUGAGCCAGAAACUGAGACUUGAGUGCACUUUCACUGGGGCCCCCAAAAUGUUUGUCACUUGGUACAAGAAUGACAAGCAGCUCUAUGCCUCAUACAGAUACAACACUAAAGUGAUUGGAAACUCCUGUGUCUUGGAGUGUUUGCAUGAAUGCAACAAAGAAACCACUGGAAAAUACUCUUGUGAAGUAACAAACAAGUUUGGAUCUGAUAGAUGCCAUGCUGAGGUCACAACAGUGACAGAUGUUCCUCGCUUUGCGAAGAAGCUGCCCAACAUCCAAGUCUAUAUUGGAGAAAAAAUGACCCUGGAAUGUACAUUCACUGGAGCCCCCAAAAUGUUUGUCACUUGGUACAAGGAAGGAAAGCAACUUUAUGCCUCUUACCGACACAACACAAAGCUCAUUGGCAAUUCAUGUAUCUUGGAGUGCCUUCAUGGAAGUAACAGAGGAACUGCUGGACGAUACUCAUGUGAAAUAAGCAAUUCUCAUGGAUCGGCUAUCUGCCAUGCUGAUAUCACUGUGGGAACAGAUGCUCCACACUUUGUGAAGAAUUUGGUGGACAUGACUAUUCCAAUGAGCAAAAUGUUAAGACUGGAAUGUGCCUUUACGGGAGCCCAGAAAAUGUUUGUUAUCUGGUAUAAGGAUGGCAAACAGGUUUAUGGAUACAACACCAAAGUCACUACCAAUUCCUGUACUUUGGAAUGCCUGCAUCGAUCCAACAAAGAAACAACUGGAAAAUAUUCUUGUGAAAUCAGUAAUUCUUAUGGAACAGCUAUCUGUCACUCUCAGAUCACAGCAGAAUCAGAGCCUGCUCGCUUUGUGAAGAAGCUUCAGAACCUCUCAAUCCCAAUGAGCCAAAAACUGAGACUUGAGUGCAUUUUCAUGGGAGCCCCUAAGAUGUUUGUCACUUGGUACAAGGAUGGCAAACAGCUCUAUGCCUCAUACAGAUACAACUCAAAAGUCACUGAGAACUCAUGUAUCAUGGAAUGCUUACAUGAAUGCAACAAGGAGACUGCUGGAAGGUACUCCUGUGAAAUCACCAAUCCCUAUGGAACAGAUAUCUGUCACGCUCAAGUCGUCCCCGUUACAGAACCUGCUCGCUUUGUCAAGAAGCUGAAGGAUGUUUGCUUCCCUCUGAGUAAAAAUCUCAGACUGGAGUGCACGUUUACGGGAGCACCAAAGAUGUUCGUCACAUGGUAUAAGGAUGGAAAGCAGGUGUAUGCGUCCUACAGAUACAACACAAAGGUCAUUGGAAACACCUGUGUCUUGGAGUGUCUUCAUAAAUGUAACGAGGACACACCCGGACGGUACUCCUGUGAAGUAACCAAUUCUUACGGAAGUGACAUCUGUUAUGCCCAGGUUACUACUGUGACAGAACCUGGCCGAUUUGUAUCAAGACUUAAGGACCAAACCAUCACAAUGAGCAAAAAAUUGAGACUGGAGUGUACAUUUACUGGAGCUCCAAAACUGUUUAUCACUUGGUGCAAGGAUGGCAAGCAAGUUUGUGCUUCAAAUAGAUUUAACACAAAAGUCAUUGGAAACACCUGUGUUCUUGAGUGCUUACAUGAGACCAACAAAGAUACUUCUGGAAAGUACUCCUGUGAGAUUUACAACACAUAUGGAAGUGACAUCUGCCACGCACAAGUCAUGGCAGUCACCGAACCUGCUCGCUUUGUGAUGCAGCUGCAAAACAUCACCAUCCCAAUGACAGAAAAGCUGAGGCUACAGUGUACAUUCACAGGAGAUCAAAAGAUGUUUGUCACUUGGUAUAAGGAUGGCAAACAGCUAUAUGGAUCUUACAGAUACAACACUAAGGUCACCAAGAACUCUUGCAUCUUGGAAUGCCUUCAUGAAUGUAACAAAGAAACGAGUGGAAGAUACUCUUGUGAAGUUAGCAAUUCCUGUGGCAAGGAUAUCUGUCAUGCCCAGGUCAUUGCAGUCACAGAACCUGCUCGCUUUGUGAAGAAACUGCAGAAUGUAGCUGUCCCAAUGAGCCACAAUUUGAGACUUGAGUGCACCUUCACUGGAGCUCCUAAGAUGUUUGUCACUUGGUACAAGGAUGGCAAACAGCUCUAUGCUUCGUACAGAUACAACACAAAGAUCGUUGGAAAGUCCUGUAUCUUGGAGGGUCUGCACCCCUGCAACAGAGAGACUCCUGGAAUUUACUCUUGUGAAGUUAGCAAUUCUUAUGGAACUGAUAUCUGUCAUGCUGAGGUCAACACAGCACCAGAUUCCCCUAGAUUUGUGAAGAAGCUCACCAGGCACACUUUGAAAAAGGGAGAGAAACUACGUCUUGACUGCACAUUUACAGGAGCAGAAAAGAUGUUUGUCACCUGGUAUAAGGAUGGCAAACAGGUCUAUGGCUCUUACAGAUACAACACAAAACUUGUUGGUAACUCAUGCAUCUUUGAAGGUCUACACGAGAGUAACAGAGAUACCACUGGAAAGUACUCCUGUGAAAUUAGCAAUUCCUAUGGAAGUGAUAUCUGCCAUGCUCAGAUCAACUUUGGGACAGAACCUCCACAAUUUGUGACUGAACUGGAGGACCUCACCAUCCCAAUGAGUCAGAAACUGAGACUAGAGUGCACUUUUACUGGAACCAGUAUGUUUGUCACUUGGUACAAGGAUGGCAAACAGCUCUAUGCCUCAUACAGAUUCAACACCAAAGUAAUUCGCAACACAUGCAUCUUGGAGGCUCUUCACCCAUGUAACAGCGAAACCAGUGGAAGAUACUCUUGUGAAAUUAGCAAUUCCUAUGGAACUCUAAUCUGUCAUGCCCAAAUCAGAACAGUAGGAGAUGUGGCAAAGCCACCAACAACCACAGAUGUGGCGAAAAAACCUUUGACUACAGGUCAGUGUUGACGUCUUCUAAAUACACCAUACUUGUUCCUAUGAAGCACUAGAAAUGAAUCAUCAGAUAUGAUUAGUUUAGUGUUCUUGCGGCUAGGUAUUUGAGUGUUGAGUCUUCUCUAAUAGACAAUUCUUGGCUUGAGGAUGAAGGAUCUUUGAAUAACCGAUAACACACAUCAUCACAUGAUCACAAAUCUGUUCUUUUGAAUCCUGCUACUGCAAUACCAACGGCAAUAUUAAAGGACACAUCUGUAUAGUUUCAUUAUGAGAGAGAUCCUUUGAAAAAAUCUGAUGUUGAUGAAAUGCUGAUCAGUAGACAAGCUGACCAUCUUGAUGAUUUCAAAUAUUCACCCUUCCUCAUUUUCCUCUCAUGGUCUUCAGUUCAACCUCUAGACUCCAGAUAUCCUCCCUUUUUUGAUGUAAAACUUAUGCCCAUGGAUAUGACACUGGGAGACAGUGUGGAAUUAAAUUGUCACAUUACUGGAUCUUUACCAAUUAAAGUGACAUGGUCAAAGGAUCACAGAGAAUUACGGGCAGGAAGAAAUUACAGGAUCUCCUGUGUGGGCAACACUCCACAUCUUGUUAUUUUGAAGGCCAGUCAAUCAGACUCAGGGGUGUACUCUUGCCAUGCUAGUAAUGACACUGGAAAGGAUGCUUGCUCUGCUGAAGUGUUUGUGAAAGGUAUUUUGACACUGUCCUUGUCUGUGGUUGUAUGCUAAUUCACAGCCCAU